CACCAAAUUUAUACGUGGAUAGCGUUUUUCGUAGUUCCUUCUCAGUUUCCUUGGAAAUUGCUCAAGAUCAUAACUUAGAUAAAAUGUAGGCUCUCUAAUGACAACAGACUGCGGCUAUGAGUUGGUUUGAUCCGUCGAGCUUCUCAUCUUUCGCUAAAACAGCUUUGAGUCAAGCACAAAAUCUCCAAAAAUCCAUCGACAAGGUUUUGGAUAUCCAGGAAAAACCUAGUGGAACUGCGUCUAAUUCUUCAGCUUCAAGUCAACAGAAAUCUGCCACAGUAACUGUGUCAGGUGAUUCUGCAGAGGAAACUUUAACCACAAGAAAAUCCUCCACCUCAUUAUCUACCAAUUCAGCCUCAAAAUCAAGCAGAAAAACUUCUUUAGGUGUGAACAAUAAAAAAGACAGUGAUAGUGAAGGAAAUUCAUUUUGGUCAUCAUUCCUUGGUGAUUCAUUCACAAAUGCAGAAUCCAAAACAUCAAGUCGCAAAACUAGUGCAAGAAAACUUGGGUCUAGAGUAAGUGGGAACAGAAUUGGAGGAAGUGAUAACAGAAAUGAAUCUGACAGUACCACUACCUCAAAUGGACAAGAGAAUAUCUCAUCAGUGAGGUUACAGAAACAACAAGAUAAAAAACAUGGUAUCAAUCAGACAGAUACUACAAAACCAGAUGAGCAUUUAGUAGCAUCAUCACAUGCAUUGUUGUUGCAACAGCAGAGCACAACAAAUGAUAGUAAAGAACUAUCUUUAAAUCAAGAUAAAAAUGAAGCAGAUUCUGUUAAUUUGUAUGCAUUAGAGACUGCUAGUCCUCAAAAGGUAGACUACAACACACAAGAGGUAGCUGUUGCACCUGCUGAAAGUGAGACCAAUGCAAAAUCAGGAAGAUUAAAACUCUCUCCUUCUGGUAAGUCUCGCAAAGGAAAGGAAAAACCUCUUUCACCAGAGACUGAUGUAUGCAAGAGUCAUGGCAAUGCCUCUUUGAAAGAUGUUUCGGCUGUUAAAAAGAGUGAACUGUUCAAGGAAGAAAGAUCAAAUGCUGGUUACAAAGAACCACAAGCGUUAUUGGAAUUAGAAGCCCAAAGUCCUAAUACAGAUCCUGUGUGUUCCACACAAAAUGAGAAAUCAGAAGAAUCACACAAGACAGCUCAGAACACACUAGAUGCUUCUCCAGCCAGCAAUCUCAGCACACAAGUUGUUGUGAAGGGAUUUGCCUAUGCAGUUACCAAGUCAGUAAGUUCAGAUCAUGAUGAAUCAUCUGUUGUAGAGCCAGUGGACAAUGCUGUCAUCACUGACACAGCUGGACAUGGAAUUCAACAAGAACCUUCUGAACAGAUUAAAGUUUUUGACAUUAAACCUCUAGCCAGCUCAACGCCAAAUUGCCAUGUAAAGGAACAAUCUGUUUCACUGGACAAAACAGAAAAAACUGAUUUAGCACCUCCACAGCCUGCUGAUGAUAAUUUAAAUCAGAGUGAAGACUCAUUAGCUGAUGUAGUUUAUGAAUCAGAAUCUCCAGUCUCAAAUAUUGAGGACAAUAAAACCAUGUCAGAGAAUGUAGCAGAAAUGUUUGUAGAAGCAGCAUCAAUUGCAGAAAACAAAGAAUCUGCACAUAACAUACCAAAACAGGAAAUUGAAGAGAUAUCUUCUGCAGAACCUACUGUUGGAAAUACUGACCAAGUAUCAUUUCGACAACCAAGUACAAACAGUGGAACUUCUAUAAUUCCAACAGAAACUACAGAGGAAAAGGAGAAUAACUUAAUGGAGAAUCAGGCUAAUUCAAUUUCUACAGAACAUUCGGAAGACUUGAAGAGACAGAUAGAAGAACUGAAAAAUGAAGUUGCAAAUCUCAAACAUGUCAUUCAAGUUCGUGAGAGUAAGUUAGUUGAAGUUAGUAAAGAAAAUGUAGACCUGGAAGAGACAAGUGCUAUCCUGAGAAGUCAACUAAAGCAAGCAGAAGCUGCACUGAAAGCAGAAGAUGAAGAAAUAGAGGAAGUCAGACAAGAAUUUACUGUUCGAGUUACAGCUACAGAAAAGAAAUACCAAGCUGCAGCAAAGGAGAGGGAUCAGUUGAGGAAGCUUUUAGAAGAAACUGAACAAUCUCUCAGCUCAAAGAAUGAUAGACAAUCUGAAGAGUUUACAACAUUGCUCAAGGAAAAAGAUGAUCAAAUAGCUCAGUUAUUAGAGGAAGGUGAAAAGUUGUCCAAGCAACAGCUUCAAAGCAAUAACAUUGUGAAGAAACUGAGAAAUAAAGAGAAAGAGAAUGAUGCUCUGAUAAAGAAAAACAGAAUUGGAACCGGCUGUCUUUCUCAGGAAGCAGCUCUCAGCGCUGAGAUGACUGCCAAGGAAGGGCUGCGGAUUGCAAUGGAAAAGAAAGAAAGACAAUUUAAGAACGAAAUAGAAGCACUGGAAUUCCAGAUCAGUGACCUACAGACUGGUUUGCGUCGAGGUGAACAGCAGGCCAGCAGAAGAGAAGAUAACCUUCGACAGGAAAUCAGUGAUCUGCAGCAGAGAUUGCAAGAAGCAGAAGCUCGGAACCAGGAACUCACGGAGAGUGUUACAUUUGCUACGAGACCUUUGUUAAGACAGAUUGAAAACCUGCAGAGUAGCUAUGGAAACCACACUCAGACUUGGGAAAGAGUAGAGAGGAACCUAACGGAGAGGCUUAAUGAGGCACAGAUUCAACUGGUCGAAGCUCAGGAGAAAGAGCGUGUAGCCACUGAGCAUGCGCUAGAGUUGAACUCUCGCGUGACAGCCGUGGAGUCACAGUUGGCGACAUACCGACAGGACAAGUCACGACUGGAGGCUACUCUAGAGGUUGAACGAGCAAGGCUAGAAGCUGUAGAGGAAGCAAGAAGCAGGGAAGCCGCUAGGAGCGAGACUUUAGAGGUCAAAUACAGAAAAAUGAUGGAGGACAACAAUGUGGAAAAGGCCUUACUAGAACAACAACUAGCUGUAGAGAGAGGCAAGAUGGAAACAGAGAAGAAAAAGUUUCAACAUGCCAUGGACGAAAAGGAGAGAAUGUUAAUUCGUCAAUCAAGUGUUUCUGGAGCGCCUCCCUCACCUUCUGCUACAGAGGAAUAUUCACAGGUUGAAGUGCCCGAGGCCUCCCCUCACAGGAUACUUGGUCGACAGAGUAGCGGGACUAGUGUUAUUGAUGGCAUCUCACGGGGAAUCAUGGGAGCAGGUACCGCUAUGAUCGAAAGACUGCAGGCUCAGGUCAAACAAAAGGAUGGCGAAAUUCUGCUGCUACAAGAAGAGAUUGCUUCGCUUCAGAAAACACGCGACGCUGUUACAGAAGAACUAACCGUCCUCACAUCAAAGCUAGAGAGUCUGGAGGAAGACAGUCGGGUUCUGGCUGAUCUUCAAACACGACACAAGGAGUUGGAACAGCGACAUAACGCCGUUCUCCAGAUGUACGGCGAAAAAGCCGAACAAGCUGAGGAGUUGAGAAUGGAUUUGGAGGAUGUUAAAUCCAUGUAUAAAUCACAGAUUCAAGAAUUACUUGGAGCUUCAAGAUAACAUUUGAUUGAAAUACAGCAUUUAGUGUGACAACUCCAUUCUGCCACAGACAAUGAACCACGAAACCGCCUACUUAACAGUAGGGGCAGUUGAAUAUACCUCGGGGGAAGGAGGGUGGGUGGAGGGGGGGGGGGGGGGGUACAUAAAAGUGACAGGUGAGAGCGUUAAGAAACGUCAACAUCGAUAAACCCUUUGAACAUACCAGAUCCUAAUUUUAUGUGCGGACUCGAAUUUAUAUCCACCCCUCUCAAGAGGUACCACUUAGAAAACACAACAUUAACUUAUCUUUAGUUUAAGUUUUUAAUGGGAUAAAAGGACGGUUUUUCUCUGACAAGUAGCUCCUGUUAAAUUGUUCGGCUAAAUAACCUUGAAGGUUGGUGAUACUUGUAGAUUCGAACACCUCAAGCUGUACCAAACCGCAAAUAUUAGGGCGGUGGCAUCUGACAUAAUUAUUAUGGUCAGAGUACGUCAGUGAUCAACCUAGCGUCAAUCUGCAUUCUUCUUUGGUUUGUACUCAUCUUGUUAAUAAUCACCUCAAGUGCAUUGGAAAAUAGGUAUAUUUAUUAGCGAACAGGAGCGGUGAUCUGAAAUGCUCUCUGGAAGGCUUAAGAGAGAAUUUUAAUGGGUUUAAAUUAAGUAAAUUAAGCAGUUGUAGGGAACACGGAAAUCCUGGGCAUAGUUUAUAUAAUUGAGACCCUCUCGAUAACUGAGAUAAUAUCCCAGAUUGUUCUCUACACAUAGUUUUGUCUUAAUCUUUGUAGUCUUGUACUUACGUGAGAAAUGUGUUGUCUAGAAAAGCAUGUUACUUUGCCAUCCUUCCUACAGACAUCCUUUUAAAUAUGUCAGGCAGAUUUUGCGUUUUAAUAUUUACUACGGUUAUGUAUAAAAGCUUUAUGCCAUAAUGGUUUUAACAGUGCCAUCGAUAUUUUGUAUUAGAUGACCAUUUUAAUGGAACGUCCAAGAAAUCAUAUUACUCAUAACGUCCAUUAAAGGAGCUACGUCACGGUUUGCGCAGCUUGAAAGGUUAAGCCUAAAUUUUUCAAUUUCGUUGUUUGUAAU
Molecule: messenger RNA, 4571 nt
Organism: Orbicella faveolata
Lineage: Eukaryota; Metazoa; Cnidaria; Anthozoa; Scleractinia; Merulinidae
Product: TATA element modulatory factor-like
Cellular component (GO): endoplasmic reticulum; Golgi apparatus
Source: RefSeq, a predicted model, not a curated record